Messenger RNA from Candida tropicalis MYA-3404, 1482 nucleotides. RefSeq lists its product as uncharacterized. Gene Ontology annotation, molecular function: A2-type glycerophospholipase activity. The record is from RefSeq and is a predicted model, not a curated record. Gene Ontology annotation, biological process: cardiolipin acyl-chain remodeling. The transcript has a single exon. The coding region runs from base 1 to 1482 and encodes 493 amino acids. Gene Ontology annotation, cellular component: mitochondrial inner membrane. Lineage: Eukaryota; Fungi; Ascomycota; Pichiomycetes; Serinales; Debaryomycetaceae.
AUGAAUAGAGUAUUUUUACGUUUUAUUCAUGUGAGAAACACGUCUAGGUUUGUUAUCCCAAAGUCAUACAAUCCAAAUAGAUCCCUACUCAAGCAACUACCAUGGAAUAUAGGAUUCGAAGUGUGGUGGAAAUCCUUAUCACCUACCAGACUUGAAACUCUUCAAAAAGAAUUAGUAGAACUCAUGAUAUCACCUAAUCUCGAAGAAAAUGCAGGUAUCACUACAGAGUAUAAGAAAGUCCAUCUUGAUGAAGAGGGAAAUUACAUCAAUGAAGUGGGGUUCAAAAUCAUCAACGAUGAAUCAAAACCCACAAAACAUAUUGUUUUCAUUCACGGCUAUGGAGCUUCUCUAGGAUGUUUUGCCAGAAACUUUCAACUCAUUAAUAAGUUCAAAGGAGAUGAGAAUUUCAAUUAUCAUGUACAUUUUUUGGAUAACAUUACGUUUGGUUUAUCGUCCAACCCGAAGGUUUCGAACGAGACAGUACAAUACUGGAGAAUACCACCCGUGGCUAAGAUUGAGUUGAUAGAUAAUGAACCAACAGAUUCAAAGAAAUUGUACCGCAAAUACUAUAAGUUGAUUGAAGGAUACAGAUUGGACCCCGAGAACUUUGAACAGUAUCGGUCUUAUUUUGCUCCCAUUCUUAAGGAUCUCGAAGAAUUCUACUGUUCUGCAAUAGACAACUGGAGAAAAAAUCAAGGGAUUGAAAAGAUUGAUUGGUUGGUGGGCCAUUCUUAUGGAGGAUAUUGGUCAUCGUCAUAUGCAUUGAGAAAUCCAGAUAAGAUAUCGAGUUUGAUUUUGCUAUCUCCAGUAGGGGUUGAAAGAAAUGUUCAUGCAGUGACAAACACGAAUGUUAUUACCAAUGAGAUUCAAAAACCCAGCUUGGAUCCAACCAGCUACAACUUUUUGUCACGAUUACCUAUUCUUUCUAAACAACAGAUUCUCUACUGGUACUAUAGAUUACCAUUUCUACCAAGAAUACUUCCAUAUUUGGGUCCUUGGGGUGCUCAAUUGUAUUUCAAGAUGUGGAUGUCGAAAUUAUAUAAAAUUAACAAAUUAGUUGCCAAACAUGGAGGGCCAGAGAAAAUCUUCAAUAACCAUAAUGACUUGGUGUAUGGUAGCAAGAAAGAGCUCCGUUUGAUCAUUGAGUAUUUAUAUAAUGCCAUCACCAAUGGUUCGAAUAGUGAUAUUUACACCAGAUAUGUUUUGACUACUGCGACGGUGAGUAAAUGGCCGAUUUAUGACAAGUUUGUCAAAGCUUUAGAUGAAAGACCCAAUGACUUAAACUUUGAUUUUCAUAUCAUGUAUGGCCAGUUUGACUUUAUGAAUUCCGAAGCAGGAGAGAAAUUGGUAGAGUUAUUAAAGAGCAAGAAGAAGCAAGCGUGUUAUUAUGAAAUUAGUGAAGGUGGACAUAAUCUAUACAUUGACAAUCCGUUUGAUACGAACCAAAGAAUCUUUGAAAUUGUCAAAGGUGACCAUCAGUAG